AUGAAGUUUCCCACAAAACCCUAUCCAGAUCAGAAGCCUGGAACGUCGGGGCUGCGUAAGAAGGUUGUGGUUUUUGAGCAAGAGAACUAUACCUCCAACUUUGUGCAAAGUACCUUCAAUGCCUUGCGUCGCUUAGGUAGCUUCCCAGAGGUUCUCGUCGUUGGUGGUGAUGGUCGUUAUUACAUGAAAGAGGCAAUCCAAGUUAUUUUGAAACUUGCCAUGGCCAAUGGCGUGAAGUUAGUGUGGGUUGGUCAUAACGGUCUACUUUCGACACCGGCAGUUUCAGCUGUGAUACGACGACGUGAAGGAGGAUUUAAAGCACAAGGGGCCUUCAUUCUCACUGCAAGCCACAACCCUGGUGGGCCUGAUGCGGACUUCGGAAUUAAAUAUAACAUAGAGAACGGUGGACCCGCUCCGGCGAAGGUAACUGACGCGAUUUACGAAGAAACUCUCAAAAUCGAUACACUGCACAUGAACAUGUCACUUCCUGAGGUGGACAUCAGCUGUUUAGGCAUACAAAAUUUUGGUGAUUUCACCGUCGAAGUGAUCAACUCUUUGGAGGACUACGUGAGUUAUAUGCAGGAAAUUUUUGACUUUAACGCCAUUCGGCAGUUGCUUAGCCGUCCUGAUUUCAAGAUCCACCUUGACUGUCUUCAUGGUGCAAGCGGACCGUACGUGGAGCACAUCUUCCAUAAUUGUCUCGAUGUUCCUUUAUCCGCGUUGCACAACACAAACCCACUGCCUGACUUCGGUGGCUUCCACCCUGACCCCAAUCUUACGUACGCGCACAACCUUGUGCAUGUAAUGGGUCUGCUGUCGGAUGGCUCCAUCAAUAAGAGUAUGGUUGGAGAACAGGUACCAAGCUUCGGCGCAGCCUUCGACGGCGAUGCGGACCGUAACAUGAUCCUCGGUUCUCGUUUCUUCGUUAAUCCCUCUGAUUCGUUGGCUGUUCUCGUGGCAAACGCGGAGGUGGUUCCUUUUUUUCGGAAGGCUGGGGGUCUUCGUUCUGUGGCACGCUCCAUGCCUACGAGUUGUGCUGUUGAUCGAGUCGCCGCGGAGAAGAAGCUCAGGUGCUUUGAAGUCCCGACAGGAUGGAAGUUCUUCGGUAAUCUCAUGGACAGCAAGGCUGUAUUCGGUGAUAAAGAUUACAACCCGCUAAUCUGCGGCGAGGAGAGCUUUGGCAUGGGCAGCAAUCACAUUCGCGAGAAGGACGGUGUGUGGACCUGCUUGUUUUGGCUAUCACUGCUUGCAGCGAAAAACGAUUCCUGUUCCAAUCCAAGCGGGUCUCUUGUUGGUGUUCAGAGAAUCGUGGAGCAGCACUGGGCUUUGUACGGUCUCAAUUACUACACACGGUAUGAUUAUGAGAAUGUCUCCGAGAAGAGUGCUAAUCUUGUCAUGGAAAAUGUCUUACGUAAGUCUCCGGAGGAAAUUCCGUGUCUGGAUGGCAAGCGUUGCUGUGUCGUAGACAACUUUGAAUAUUCUGAUCCCGUGGAUGGGAGUGUAACUAAAAAGCAGGGUGUGAGAGUGGUUUUUGAGGACAAUUCUCGUUUUGUGUUACGACUUAGUGGAACUGGCUCCUCAGGUGCUACAAUACGACUCUACUUGGAAAAAUACAUGGGUCCAGAUUUUGUAGCCGAGAAUUUAAGAAAAGGAACUCUCCCAUGUGCCUCGGAGAUCUUGCGUGAGAUGAUACGCAUUUCGCUUAACGUUUCCAAUAUUCCUCAGGCCACUGGUCGCGAUGCACCUACCGUUAUUACAUAA
Messenger RNA from Phytomonas sp. EM1, 1761 nucleotides. The record is from the annotation of a GenBank genome assembly. NCBI's taxonomy places the organism in Eukaryota, Euglenozoa, Kinetoplastea, Trypanosomatida, Trypanosomatidae.